Molecule: messenger RNA, 1474 nt
Organism: Hordeum vulgare subsp. vulgare (domesticated barley)
Lineage: Eukaryota; Viridiplantae; Streptophyta; Magnoliopsida; Poales; Poaceae
Product: lysine-rich arabinogalactan protein 19-like
Exons: 1
Coding region: 207-1310 (367 amino acids)
Source: RefSeq, a predicted model, not a curated record
AUUCGGUCACGUGGUCAGUUUGGCAGGCACGGCACGACACGAUCGGGCCGUCGCGCUAUAUAUAACGUCGCCACAGCUCUCGCCACCUCCACCACCACCAGUGCCCAGUCCUCCCACAGUCACACAGAGCAAGAAGCUAGAGCAGUGUAGUAGGCGAGAACACAAGACAAGAGAAGAAGCGAGAGGGAGCUAAACAGCUACCAGCAAUGGCGCUCGUUCCUCUCUUGCUGUCGCUGCUCCUCGUCUCCUGCGCCGCGCAGUCGCCAGCCUCGUCGCCGUCGGCGUCGAACGCUGCCCCGGCCACUGCCUUCCCGCCGCAGACAUUCGCCGCGGCGCCGACCACGACCAAAGCCUCGGCUGCCUCGCCCUCUCAGGUGUCUGCAGCACCGCCAACCACCGCGGCCGCCUCGCCCUCUCAGGUGUCUGCAGCACCGCCAACCACCGCCGCCGCCUCGCCGUCGCAGGUGUCUGCAGCACCGCCAACCACCGCCGCCGCCGCCUCGCCGUCGCAGGUGUCUGCAGCAGCACCAACCACCGCCGCCGCCGCCUCGCCGUCGCAGGUGUCUGCAGCACCGCCAACCACCGCUGCCGCCUCGGCGCCACAGGUAUCUGCCGCUUCCUCACCGUCGCAAGUGUCCGCCGCGCCGCCAACCUUCACUUCCUCGGCGCCGCAGGCCGCAGCAGCAGCUCCGCCGACAACGGCUGCCUCCCCGCAGUUUGCCGCCACGUCAGCUCCGACAAAGAGCUUCGCCGCUGCACCAGUCACCGCCACGUCGCCUGCGGCGUCCACCGUUGCCUCUGCACCACUGACUGCCACUUCACCUGCCACCUCCUCGCCACCAGUCUCUGCACCCCCUCUCGCGGUGACCGCAGCCCCUCCGGCGACACCACCCACUGUCGCCGCGCCGCUUCCGGCCCCAGUGGCCGCACCCAUGGCCACACCACCGGCCACCGCGCCUCCCUCAAUGGCUCCGUCCCCCCUGCUCAUGGCCCCGGUGGCGGCGCCCAUCGCCCCGCCAGCGACAGCCCCCGCACCGGCGCCCAUGUCACCGGCACCGGCACCCAUGUCACCGGCACCGGCACCGGCUCCGAUCUUCGCCCCGACUCCGUCGCCCACGAUGGCACCGGAGCCGGCGCCGACCAUGGCGCCCGAGCUGUCGCCCAUCAUGGCCCCUUCGCUGUCCCCGCUCGGCUCGGCAGGCCCCGCGCUGGCGCCCGUGGCAGAGGAGGACUCGGCGGCCGGGAGCGCGCGCGCCGGCGUCGCCGCGCUCGCGGCGUUGGUUGCUGCCGGGCUCGUCGUCUUGUUUUAAUUGAUGGUUACUUUACUUUUGGUCAUCUUGUUUACACGAGCGUGUUGUCCCCGCCGACGUUCCUCUGGGCGUCGCAUGUACUGCGAAGGAUUCUUGGUGUACUGCAUGCACAUUGGUCAUUUAUUAAUUUCUUCUUAUAAAUAUAUGGAUGGAUGGAUGGAUGA